UCAGUGACUCCCAUUCGACAGCGCGUGCUGCUCCGGGUUGGCCCUCUUUUCCGUGUGAGCGCCUGAGAGACCGGUGGGUGGGUGGUACAAACGGGAGUCUACCGUCGCUCCGUCUGUAGAUUAACUUUGAGAAAAGGACCGUCCUUUCGCCUCCGUGCGCGCGGAUUUACAAAACGCCUGCUUGGGCUGUUCUGCUUAAGGAUCUACCGAAGACGUAUCAAGGCUGGAUUUUCGUAGCUACGCCUCACCAUCGGAACCACAUCCACAGUCACUGUCACGCUGUCUCUCGAUUGGCACGUGUCGUCUGCGUCCUGAGCUCCUUGACACCGGCUAGAAUCAACACCUCGCUCACAACCUCCACGAACGCGCGUGAUGGAAACCGCCGGCAUUCUGCUGCUACUGUUACCACUCACAGUCGCGACCUCAGUGCCCCAGGUGAUCUGUGAGCCCGGGGACGUCCAGUACGGCCAUAACGAGUGGAUCAGCGUGGUCCCGGGCAUGUCCCCAGGGUGCUGGACACACUACACCAACGAGGGGGCAGAGGUGCACGUCCUGAACCUCAGAUUCAACCCCAACACCGACAGCAAUUCAAACUUUUUACUGCUGAACCUGACGGCGGCCAAGCCGGGUCAUGUGAUCGUCAGCAGCGACGCCGAAGUGCCCUUUCACAUGACGCCCCCCGAAAACGAUAACGUCAAGGUUUUGAUGAAGAGGAACCUCAGCAGCCCCUCUCUGUUUAAGACGGUGACCCCAGUGGACAUGCCCUCCGACAGCGGGGACCUCCUGAGGUGGGCCACCGAGAAGUUCGGGGGCGUCACCUCCUUCACCACCAUCCAGGACCCGGUGGUGAUCGCCUUCACCGGAAAGCGAGCAAAAGGCAAUGGUUCGUCCAACUGCACGCUGGAAAACGACUUUUCCCCAGAAGACUACGUGUUGGAGUUUACGCCCGGGAGUCGACCGCAACUGAAAUCCUGCUCCACCAGCUUCCUGCCGUCCGACAAGGAACUGCACAUCAUCAACAUCCCAGACGGAGCCGAAACCAGGCACGUCACCAUUCACCCGGAGUCGAAGAAGGGGAUGGACCUGUUCCUGAGGGGCCCGAACGGUACCACGUGGUCCAUAACCGGAGCGUUCCACAUCCGGUUUGUGUCAAACAACCGCGUACUGAUGGGCGAGAGUGAGAUCCCUCCUCUCGUCAGCAACCUCGCGGACAGUGCCGGCGACGUCCAGCGGAAGGCGCUGCUCCGGUUCAGCUCCAGCUUCAUCACCAGCUACUCGGAGGUCAGCUCCCACGGGCCCGCCAUUACCAUGACGGUUGGGAGCGCCAGCUCAGCUAAAGAGCCGAGGACGUCCCCGGCCCCGCUAGAAGAGAUGACCUCCGCCCCGCACUCCGACCCGUACCUGCGCAUGCAGCUGUACACCUCCGCCGAUUUCACGGACCCCCUGGACCCCGCCAGCAAGGUGCAGAGUAACAGGAGGAUCUACGCAGAGAUUUCGAGCAAGACGUUUGGGGGCACCGAGCUGAGCACGCGGGUGAGGAACUGCUCGGUGCGCUCCAAGGGGCCGUGCCCGCGGGCGCAGGACAUGCCCUUCCAGACGGUGCACUGCCCCUGCGCCGUCUGCCCCAGCAGCACCUGCCUCAGCUUCAGCUUCCAGCACCUCCAGGACCUCGCCGCCGCCAGCUGGGACCUGGAGUGCGCCGUCAAGCUCUGCUUCAACCAGACCUGUGGAGAUGGAGGGAGGGUCAGGCGCAGCAUGGAAGUGGUCCCCAUUUCGGCUCCAGGGAAGUGCGUCAGCUUCGGCCUUCCGGCCAUCCUGGGCGUGGCAUUUGGCGGCUUUCUGAUUGGGGUGCUUCUCAUCGGCGCCCUGUGGCUCAUCAAGAUUCGAACAGGGAUCGGAUCCGGACUGGAUUUGGGGUCAACUGCAGUGCAUCUCACAGGGUGUCCCUGCACCGAGACCAAGCGUCAGGGUGUCCCCGGCAACCCGUCGCCGUCUGAGAACAGCAGCGCCAACGGCAGCAUCGGCAGCACCCAGAGCACGCCCACCAGCAGCGUGGCAUAGGCCUGCCGUCCUCCCGCGAACGCGACCAAGAGCUCAACAUCCUGGACCGUUUCACUGCAUCUCAAACACGACCAAACGUUCAACCGUUUCACUGCAUCUCAAACACAACCGAGCACUUAACAUGUCGGACAAUUUCACUGCAUCUCAAACACGACCAAACGUUCAACCGUUUCACUGUAUCUCAAACACGACCAAACGUUCAACCGUUUCACUGUAUCUCAUACACAACCAAGUGCUCAACAUCCUGGACCGUUUUACUGCAUCUCAAACACAACCGAGCGCUCAACAUGCCGGAUCAUCUCACUCCAUCACACACAGAGCCUAGUGUGCCUGACCGUGCCACUUCAUCUCAAACACAACCACACUCCGUUUGCCAGACUGUCUCAUCCUCUCACAGACACAACCAAACGCUUUGGUCGGAAAAUGGCGAGCAUCGUUAGGCUGAAUGGCCUGUUCUUGUCACUGUGAUACAUUAGGACACGCUAUGUAACACGCCGGAAUGUUUCACUUUAUCACAAACACAAUCGACCUCUAAACACGCCGGACACAGUUUCAGCUGCCCACACGCACGACCAAACGCUCGAUUAGCCAGACCAUUUCACUCCCUCACAAACGCAAGCAAACCGUCAACAUGCUUGACUGUUUCGCUUCAUCACAAACAUAACCAAACUCGCAAUAUGCCAGACCGUAGCGUAUACUUGGGGGGGGGGUUAGGUUCAGGAGAGGGGUGGGGAAGCAGGGGGUGUAGUUCCAUCCUAGCCUCUUUACGCUGGCCUCCCUGGCCCCUCUCAGUGAAGUAUGGGGUUGGGAAGUCGGUGGAAAAUCUCUUAGCCAGAGGAAAAACAAAGCAUAUCCCCAUAGAACUAACAGGAAAUUCGCUGCAUUCUUUUCAGUAAACCGUGCCGCCCGCCGGCCGCACAAUAAGAGUCCCAGAAAAGGGGCAGACGAACAGGGGCUUUAUUUAACUUUAUUGGCGACGCCAGUUUUCCGCUUGUUUUUCCGCCAGUGACGCGAUCUGAAACCUUAUCUCUUAACGACUUCGAGCGAAACCCAUAGACAGACAGACCGUAGAUAGACAGAACAUAGACAGACAGACAGACCGUAGACAGACAGGAUAUCGGUUCUGUGAGUUAGCGGGAAGAUGCAUUGGUAGCGUCAGGUUUCUUCGGCACAGAACAUAAUCAUAUUGCGCUAACUAGGCUGAUGUGGGAAACAUCCGUAGUGGUGCGACAUUUUAAAAAAGAAUUUUAACAUAGGGGUUUCUGUCUUGUCGGAUUUAGGAAGGCAUUGGAAAUGGCUACCUCUUAAUUUAUGCACAACUCUUAUUGUGAAAUACACACUUGAUGCUAGGUUGAUCUUGUCAACCAAUCAGAUUACUCAUACUCUUAUUUUAUCAGUUCCAGUCCUAACUUGCUUUGUCAACCACAGCGCGAAAGCAAAUAGCGUCAAACAAUUACAACUAAAGGUGUAAAAAUCCAAAGAUAUUAAUCUUUGAAAAAAAGUUUCUGUCUUUUACAUCUUUAAAAGUGAUAAAACACAAAGAUGAACAAAUCCAAAAUCAGAUUUUAGAAGCAUACAGAUUAUACAUGUUUGGAAAAUGUUCUAUAUUUAAGUGAUCAAACAUGAGUCAAGCCCAAGCACAGAAAUUUAUUAGGGUUAAGAGGACAGUCUGAAUUGGAGGUAAGCGGUCAAACCGUUUGAGUGCCCAUGUACAGAGAGUGUUUUUGAUAUCUCCGCUUUUUUGUCCUCUGUAAAAAAUAAGUCAAUAAAAAAGAUUUCACACAGCAAACCUCAAGGCUUUCCCAAAAUUAAAAAAACUUUUAAUAUCUGUUUCUUAAUAAUUAAUUAAUAUUAGGAUCUGUAUAUACCAGCAACGAAGCCAAUUAUAAACUUGGAAUUAUUUAUUUUCGCUUUAUGUAAAUAGUUGGCUUUUGAUUGGUCUGUAUUUGAUGACAGAGCUCACGUGGGCGGGCCUCGAUACGCAAAGACAUGCCCAGACAAGGAAAUUUGACCUUUUUUGAGUGACAGAUAUUAUUUUCUACAUAAAAGGGAAAUAACACAAAGAAUCCACAUAAUUAUCUGCUUUCUUUUCUAAGCCAAGUAAUGUAGUGUUUUAUGUAAAAUAUUUAGCCAAUCUAAAACGAUGUAGCCAAUUGAAUUGUUUAUGUGCCACUAUUCAAUAUAUCUUUAUUUUGGGUGAAGAUAAUUUUUGCAUGUGUGAAUCUGCGUGUGCGUUUGCAAGUGUGUGUGUGUGUGUGUGUGUGUGUGUGUGUGCGUGUGCUUGUGUGUGUGCGUGUAUGUGCGCGCGUUUAUACCAGCAAGAUGAGCAAGAGAGAAAAAAACAGGAAGAAUGUCACUUGAGUAUUGUGCAAUAUUGUGAAGUAUAGGCGUAUAUGUUAAGUGUCCGUAUACUUUUUGUAGAGAAUGAAAUACUCAUUACCUCCUACGUCUAUCAUUCAUACUGCAUACAUUUUCUUUAACAACUUUUGGGUAUCAUAAUACCUUAGAAACCGAUUGAGGCCAGCUCUCGUAAUUGGACAUUAUUUAAACUGCGUGACAUCAUAAACGGUUGAGACAUUCACACUAUCUGAUUAAGCAGAUAAUUAUCUGCUGUCCUCUGGCAAACCGCAAGUCAGAUGUCCGUAAUAAGCAAAGGCCAAAAUCCCGAAUUAAAGGCUACCCAGGAAUCGCUGUUACCGUCCCGUUCGGCCUUUCGUUGCCACGGUGACGGCCGUAUGAGCGACAUUUCCCCAAGGAGAAGAGAUCGUUCGAAACUAUUCACUGUGAGCAAGCCUUCCCAUUCUUUGCAACCUCCCAUCAGACUCCAGAUUAGUAGGACCUUAGGAAAAUGUGAUAUAUUCAUAUAUGGCAAAAUAUGAAAUUCUAAAAUGCUAAAUAUAUCAGUUAUUGACGCAUAAUAUAAUACCUUUUUAUGCCCUUAUCACGUAGUUAGUUUCAUGACAUACUGGCUGCAAAGAUACUAAACUCUGUAAAUUGUAUAAAUACAGAUCAAUGAGUAAGCAUGGCAAUACCCAUUGUAGAACGCUGCAAAUAUUUUUUCUUACAUGUAUGGUUUUCUCGGUUUUGCACAUGGCGAGACAGCAUGGACCGGCCUCCCGCCCACACGUUCCCUCUCACGCAUUCUACAACGUUCGCCUUUCCACUUUCCAUCCGCAGAACUUACAGUUCCGUGGUCGUAACGGUGGGGACAGAAAGUAGCCUCGGGCGACCGGCGUUCCGUGACAGGUCGGGCGCAGAGCGCAGAUAAGACGCGGGGAGAAUCAGACGGGCUGUCAGUCAGUGCGCGCGCUACUCCCGUCAACAUUCUCUUCCUCUGGGAUGCAGAGAUACGCCACAGACAACGCCGAUGUGCUCGCUUUCUCGUUCCCACGGAGAUUGGGCUAUCGCAAGGAAGGACGGUUGGCGGGGGUUAUCGGGGUAGUCACUGAAGACCCUUCAGGAAGGCAUCCUCUGACUAUUCACGGCUGAUAUAACCAGUCCAGGAAUAAUAAAGGGUUGACUCCCUCAAACCCCAGGGCUCAGCGUGACCCCCGUCCGCCCCUGUCAGACUCUCUAAAAAGUAAUGAAACAUAAUGGUAGGCUCUAAUAGGAGAUUGCAUCUAUUAUUUAUGAAUUACGUUUUAGUGCCCUUUCCUCCCAUCUAGUGGUAAAGAAAAGUUACUGCAGUUACCUUGAGGGACAAAAUUUAAAAAGUAAAAUCAGAUUAAGAUUUCUAGAUUUUUAGAAAUACAUACUUCACUAUUUUGAUAAAAGUAAUUGUACAUUUGUAUUUUUAUUGUAUUAUUAUAAUCAGUGAAAAAAGCUUUUUUGUUAUAUAGGCUACAUAUUUUGCCAUAUUAAAUGUAUCAUUGUUACAUUUGGUUCAUGUAAUGCUUUUUAUUAUGAGGAAAUACAAAUUGGUCUUAUGAAUAUCCUUUCUGGGGUAAUAACAGUGACAUUAUCCAUACGUUUGGACAAUACAGGUGUGUUAUAGGCAUUAGGGAUCAUGGCUUGCUACAUGCCUGUACACUCUCAAAAAGGAUGCGUUAAUAUCCAACACACUUUUUGUGUUACUACCAACACAUUUUGUGUCAAGGUUUCUAAUCUUGAGUUACAAAUAUACAAUUUAUGUGUUACUAAGGGAGAUUUUGUAACACGGACUGUGCUGGAAGUAACACAAAAUGUGUUGUCCUUGACUAGACAUUGAGGUGUGUUAAAAAAGAGACAUUUUAUGUGUUGUUAAACACAUCUGUUUCGAGGGUGUAGGUUGCACCAAUACUCCUUGGGUGCGGCAGUGGUGUUGAACUCUCGAUGCUUAAGCUACUUAACCUGCAUCGUUACAGAAAGUACCCAGCCUUAUCAAUGGAUGUAUUUUACACAUAAUUGUGGAUAUUUAAAAUAUUGGCCACGUGGGAUACACGCAGGAAUGCGUCACAUACCCCAGAUACGAGUGUGAGCAGGGUAGAUGAAUAUUGCAUUGUCAUCUUGGAGAGAUGGAAUCAGAAGCAUUUUCUCAGCGUUUACAGUACGUCACACCGCAGGCAUUCAAUCCUCUAGUCCAGAGCGAUUUAUUCAUCUUACAUUCUUCACCUACAAAUCCAUUUAUGCAACCGGGUAUUUCACAGAACCAAUUCGGGUUCAGUAGUUUGCUCCAGGGCACACUGGCAGGGAGUCAAGCCCACGACCUUGGAGUUGCAAACCCAGAUCCGUAACCAAUACGACACACUGCGGCCCCCAAACAACGCCCGAACAUCUCUCCGGUUUUAUCCGAGUCAAAUCUCUUACCAUUCCAUCAGCUACUCAACUCUCUCGACCGCCAGCGUACACUCAACCCGCCAAAAAAUUAGUUUCUGCUUUAUCUUUUAUUUGAAGGGAAAACAGAGAUAUAAUGACGUUUUUUUGUUUUUUUCCAUUGUCGUAAUAGAAUGGGGGGACCUUGCAGAAACAUGGCUGUGUGCGUGCCGUUUCGAAGCUUAUGUAACCGCACGUGUUUGUGCAGGUGGCAGGCGCGAGUCAAGGAUGUCACCCCUUUAAAAUUGCGAGAAGGGCUCGAGCCCAGCGGCUCUGCAGAAAUAGAAAAGCUGUUAUCUGGAAUUCUGCAAGAAUGCAAGUCUCUCUGUUGUCAUUUACUGUUCGUGCUGAGUCUCAUGUUUUGCUGAUUUGUCUCUUUUGAAGGCGUUCAUAAUUCAUGGCGACCCGAUGCUGUGUAAUUUUAAAAGAUUUUUCUCAGAUAUAUACUGUAUGUUGUAUUGUAUAUCAACACAUUUUCAAUAAAAAUAUUUAAAAGUA
Anguilla anguilla (European eel) is the source of this 7350-nucleotide messenger RNA. It is a transcript of the gene eng, whose product is annotated as endoglin. The record is from RefSeq and is a predicted model, not a curated record. The coding region runs from base 373 to 2061 and encodes 562 amino acids. The transcript is spliced from 14 exons. Lineage: Eukaryota; Metazoa; Chordata; Actinopteri; Anguilliformes; Anguillidae.